CCUUGACUGAAUCAUGAACGCUCUGAUUUUCGCUUUAUUUAUCAGUUUAUCUAUUUCUUGUUUGGAGUUUGUGAAAGCAUAUUCGGGGCCACAUGUAUGCUACAGGCAUGUGCCAAAACAUAGAACCAGAUACACGUCGUGUGGAUUUUGGGGAUGGCGCCGAUGCACAAUAAUUAAUUACUUCUAUGUAAGCGAAAACUUUUGCUGUUCAGGCUGGACUGCGGACGGCUUUGGAUCCUGUAGAAUACCAAUAUGCAGAACACCAUGCAACAACGGAGGGACCUGCAUUGCCCCAGACCGAUGUAAGUGUCUUCCAUCCCAUGAUGAUGAAAGAUACUGCAUCAAUGUCCAAUGCUCACACCUCCACCCGUGUUUUCCUGGAGUCUGCACAUCGUCAUACAACUGUAGUUGUAUAGAUGGAUGGCAAGGGUCAGACUGCCUCACAUUUACGAUUGGGAAGAACAUGCCAAAAUUGCUUUCCUGCGAUGUAACUUUGAGAGAUGACAGGAGAACCGAUUUAAAGAACCUUUUCUACAUUAAUGCACAGUGUGCUACAGACAAUGCGCCGAUCUGGAGUAACCAGGAGAACUUCAAUUAUGUCAGUUUGCAACUUCAAGCCAUUUUUCAACCGAUGUAUACGACCUUCCCCUCAGAAAAUUAUGUUUCCAAAUCAGGUUUCGGAAUCGUGUCAAGCAACGCCCAUGUCGUUCAUAGGAAAGUUAACAAGGACCAAAGUGGCACCCCUUUAAUCGCUUACAAUCACACGUUCAACUGCUCUCAAGUCUCAAACACGAAUCCGUUGUUUGAUUUGAACUGCACCCUUACACAAAGCGACUACAUAUACAGUAUUGAACAUGGAGACAACUUUACCGUGACGUUCAACGUAAAAAGUGGUGGGUUCCGGAACCUGCACGACAUCAACUUUAAUAGAUUUUACACAACCAAUGUGUUUUAUGGUCAUACAGUGUCGGACACAGUAGAGUUCAAAUUUGACUUUGUAGCCCCAAAGCAUUGUUCCGAACAAGACUCUGGAAGAAUGUGUAUACCGGGAGAGGAACCAAUCACAGUCUAUGAAGAUCUUACUAAGAAUCCCAUAACACCACGAUGGUCCGGAUGGUUCGACACUCUUUCUGGACUCCUUGAAUACAGACUUGAGGCAUAUCUCCUUGAGCCCAAUAUUCAUGACGAGCUCAUUGAGCUAAAUCCACUGUCUCCUGUUUUCACCUACACUGAAAACAAUACCAACAACGUCGAAUUUCCGACAUUUACUCCUCCGAGGUCGGGGAUGUUUUCCGUCUUACUUACAGCCGCCGAUAGAGCUAACAAUACAAAGAUUGCAAGACGUCUGGUCUUGUUUGACGACUCGUCUGAAAUAACAAUUACAAAACCUGGUCUUUUUAUGAAAAUGCCUGACGUCAAUGAUGUUGAACAGAUGGUCGUUGGAGACGGGGGCUUAUAUAUUGUCAGUGCAAUAAAGGAGACUGGAUUUAUGUGGCAAACAUCGGUAAAUGAUUCAAAAUCACGGAUUGAAAUCAACUGGGAAAAUCACUUCAUAAAUAAAUUACACGACAAUGGAAAACUUCUGAAUAAAGUAUUACCUUACCCGACACAAUUUCAAGACUUGGAAGAUGAUCGAAUUCUCAGAAGCAAAAAAUACGUUGCUAUCGAUGACAAUGAGGGCGAAAGAACAUUGAAAGCUAUACCUAAUAAGCAUGGACUGGUGAAAUUUGAACUCAAUCCUGUUUUUACUGACGACAAACAGAUACCGGUGUCUAAAUGGGAGCAUAUACCGUUGGAGGAGAGUUAUGUAAUCUUGGAGCAACUCAACGACGGGAGUCACGUUAGGGUUUGGCUGCGUGCGACUGACGUCAUGAACAAAACAGCUGUUGAUUACACUGAAGUUCAUGUCGACAACACACCACCGAGAAUCUCACAUCAACAACUUAUGGAAAACGUUAUAAAUGGGACAUAUACGUAUACAUCGAGAGUGACAUUUCGAGCAUCAGACGACGGAAGCGGUGUUCAUAAGUUGCAAAUGACCCUUUAUGUCGGCAAUAGCUCUAUACCAAAGAAAAUACACUCUGUUUCAGCAAAUAGAAACGACACUGCAGGAAUCUGUGACAAAGACCCAUUGUGUAACUGUGUUCUGGAUGUGUGCUACCGCGUUGAACAGACAAUUAAUUUUGACAACUGCUGGUUUCUCGUCCCAAAAGAAGACCUUAAUAAAUCGGGAAUAUUACAAGUGACUACGUUCAACCAGGCUUUGCUUACAAGAACAUUCAACUUGACGAUCACACACUUGAAUAGAUUAAAUGGCCUUGAAGAGUAUUCAGGACCAACGAACAUUCGAAUUGAAGAUAGAUUGCCAAAUGGAGCCCGCCUCACUUGGGAUAUACCUGAGACACCCUCAUGCUACGGCAGGGUGGAGAUAGCGUUGGUCGUCUAUAUUGGCAAUGAACAAACACGAGUGAUACAGGUUAACAGCGAGCAGACUUCAGUUGACAUUGUCGGCUUGGAUCCAGACCAAGAGUAUAGCGUGUCUCUGAAUGUUGGAUUCGAGGGGACAAAACUUGCUGCUUUACCAUACACAUUUAAAACUGCGGAGAAAGAAAAUCAUCUGGACGGAGGUAUAAUUGUCGGCAUUGUUGUAAGUGUACUGAUUAUAAUCGGACUGUUGGUGGCAAUUUUUGUGGUCAUGUUACGAAGAGGCCAUAUGCAGCCGGUACGACGAGGACUCCAUGCAGUGUCGGUCAAGUAUAGGAGAACAAUGGCCGGCUAUGACUUUUCCAGAAAAAACACACGGUCUUUUGCAAACUCUAUGUACAUGAACGGUAACAUGAACCUCUCAGACCUCGACUCUUGGCAACUAGCUCGUGAUGACGUCAGCCUGCAAAGUAUUGUGAAGUCAGGUUCGUUUGCAGACAUUUACACGGCUACCAUCGCAAACAACAGCAACACUGCGGUGGCGAAGGUUCUUAAAAAUGGAUUUACAAAACAAGACGAACAUCUAAUGAAAGCCAAAAUCAAUUUCUAUUCUACCGUUGUUGGAAAGCAUGAAAAUGUAAUCAAGUUUAUUGGAGCAGUUGUCGACGACACAAGAAAUGUAAUCAAGUUUAUUGGAGCAGUUGUCGACGACACAAGUAUUGGACCGUUCAUGUUACUUGAAUACUGCACCAACGGGCAACUUAGUGACUAUCUUCAGACAAUGAAAUCCAACAUCACCUUGGAGACGCAGGAAAUAUUAUACAGGUUUGGCCUUGGUGUAGCCCGUGGCAUGGAAUACUUAGCUGGAAAAGAGAUUGUCCAUCGGCGACUGGCAGCACGGAAUAUUCUACUGGACAGCUCUCUUGAAGUUAAGAUAACUGGAUUUGGACCCAUGGAUGUGGAUGAAGACAGUGGAAAACAGGAGCGUAUUCCUAUCAAGUGGAUGGCUCCCGAGUGUUUGAAGACAACAAAGAAUGCCACAGAGAAAAAUGAUAUUUGGUCAUACGGCGUCUUGUUAUGGGAAAUAUUCUCUGUCGGUGAUGCACCCUACGAAAAUGUUCGAGGAAAGGAAAUCCCAGCAAAGCUGAAAUCUGGUUACAGGCUUCCAAAACCAGAACAUUGUGACGACAAGUGGUACGGAGUCAUGACGCGAUGUUGGCAAACCGACCAAAAUAAACGCCCGACAUUCAAGACCAUAAGAGGAGAACUGGACGAGAUGUUUGUGGCCGCGCCUCAAGACGACUACUACUUCUAUAGAAAAUAGAGUAUGACGAUGAGAAUGAUGGGGCAAAUUAUAUAUGUCGGACACUUAUGUCGAGUUAUGGGGUUGAAUAAUAUGGAUUUAUAGUACAACUGCAGUUUUGUUCUGUUUAUUACUAGAGUCAUGGUUUUUAAUUUGUGACGUAGUUUGCUUAAAUGAGUCAUGAUGAGAAUGGUUAUCAUUUUAACGAUGACAGUAAAACAAUUGGUAGAUUAUAUCAUUGUGUAAAAUUAAAUAAGAGCAACCAUUUUAAUACUUUAAAAUAUCUAUUUCUCCUCCUGAUAAGCCUCAUUAACUUGCAAGAAAUAGAAAUGUUUUUUUUUUUCUUCACAUGACUUAUUUUCACCUACUGCGAUACAUUAUAAGUAGUUCAUUUAUGAUGUUGGCAAGCAAUUAAAAUAAAUUAAUGUUUGAUAGUAACGGAUGUUGAAUUGAUUACAUAUAUGACAGUUUGCUUAGUAGACAUUACAAUUAUAUUAGCAACUUUUUAAGCACAUUGGGUGGUAGACAUUACAAUUAUAAUAGCCCUGUUUAACAUUGUAUAUCUAACCAUUGUUGUGUAGUUAAGUAUUAUCACUAAUCAUGUUGCGAAAUAAUACCAGAAAUUAAUAUUUGACCAUUCAAACAUUGCUGUAUACACUGUACAUUGUAUAUUAUACACUAUCAUGAAUUCAUGCUUAAGUAAUAUCAAUUAUAAAGUUGUUAAACAAUUUUGGUUAGUAAUAUUUGACCAUAUAACUGCUUGAAAGAUUGCAUAUAUCUUAUAGUAUUUUUAAAUGCAUAGAGUAAUAAUUAUUAAACGUAUACUAGGCCUGUCCUACUUUGUAUAUCAUAUAGUAUCAAUGUAUUCUAUUCAGAGAUUAUCACUAAUUGAGUUGCAAAACUAAAACAGAAUGUAGUAUCUGAACAUACACAUAUUGAAAACAUGUAUUCCCGAAAUGAAUUCAACCAACACUAUGUCGAUGCAAACACAAUAUGUAAAGAACAAUCAUAUUACAUUACAAUUGUUUUCAUAGUAUAUAUGAGUGAUUAUGGUGUUGUAAAUGUUCCUGCUUUUUACUUACUUUGAAGUCAAAUUAAACGGCUGAAUGGUUCAUCAGAA
Molecule: messenger RNA, 4847 nt
Organism: Mya arenaria
Lineage: Eukaryota; Metazoa; Mollusca; Bivalvia; Myida; Myidae
Exons: 25
Coding region: 14-3748 (1244 amino acids)
Biological process (GO): cell surface receptor protein tyrosine kinase signaling pathway; multicellular organism development; protein phosphorylation
Cellular component (GO): signaling receptor complex
Molecular function (GO): protein binding; transmembrane receptor protein tyrosine kinase activity; ATP binding
Source: RefSeq, a predicted model, not a curated record